AUGUAUAUACAGUACAGGCUUUUUAGUGAACACUCGCUGUGGAGGCUUCUAGAAAUAAACAAGAAUGAAAAUUACAUUUUAGUAAAUGAAUUAAAAAGCAUUAUUUGCAAACAGAGCAAUAUCAAUUAUAACAAUAAGAUUGAUAUAUACUUUUCAUUAUACAAAGAUGAAGAAGGUACGAAUGAAUAUUUAAGCAGUAAUAAAUGUACUGAAAAUGAAAUAAAAUAUUUGAAUGCAGAUGAUAAGAUUUAUAAUGGGACAAAAAUUCUAGUUCAUAGGGAUGUUAAAAAAAAGAGUACGGUUACAGAUAUAACACAUAAAGCUAAAAAAGAAAUAAUAAUAAAUGUAGAAGAAAAACAAAAAGUAAAUAUACCUACUGAAUUUCUUUGCAAAUUAUGUAAUCUUAUAUUAGUGGAAUCUCAUAUUAUUGUUUGUAAUAAUAAUUGUGGUUAUUCUGUGUGUAAGAGCUGUAUUUUAUUUUAUAUAUUAAAUACAUUGAUAGUACAAAAUGAGAACAGAGGGAACGUUAUUGAUGUGUCUCUGUUAAAUAAUAAGGGCACUGUUGUAAGAUGCCCUAUAUGCAAUGGAAUUUUAAAGCAUUGUAUUUUAAAUAAAAAAAUGGAACAAACGUUAAAAAAAUUACAGUAUGAAAGAAGCGAUAUAGACGUGUUUAAUAUGAACGUGGAGGAGAGGAAUAACAAGUUUAUGAAGAUUAUUGAGAAACUGAAAAUAGAAAAUUUUGACUACUCAAGUGUUAGUAGUAGUAGUGCAGUUAGUAGCAGUGUAGUUAGUAACGGUGCAGUUAACAACGGUGCAGUUAACAACGGUGCAGUUAACAACAGUACUACAUGCAACCUAUUUGACAGUGAGUUUUUCAAAAUAAUUAAAGAGAAAUUUUUCUAUUCAAAUGCAAAUAAAAAUAUGAACGUGUCAGAAAAAAGUGAAGAAAAUAAAAUUUUCAAUCACUUUCUUUAUUUGAUCGAAAGCAAUAAAUUAAAUUGCAUGAAGGAAUAUAAUAUGAUAUACAUCGACUGCGACAGUUGCAUUUUCGAUGCAAUACAGAAGAUGAACGUGAAAUGUAUAUAUGAGCAGAUGCACAUCAAGGGGAAAGAAGUAACACGGAAGUCGGAGCUAGACGCCUCGGGGGGGGUGCAGGUGAGUGGUGAUUGUAGCGGAGGUGUUAGCGGAGAUGUUAGCGGAGGUGUUAGCGGAGGUGUUAGCGGAGGUGUUAACGGCAGUAAUGAUGAACACGAUGACAGUAUGGGAAAUAUGAAACCCCACCUGAAUAAUUCGGCCACUUUUAACCGUAUGGCAAAUUCUACGCAUGAUGAUUAUGCAAAGGCUUGCGCAAAGGAAAAAGUAAAAGAGACAAGAACACGUCCAUCUGGAUACGAUAUACAAGGGAAUAAAGAAAACGAAAGUGAAAAAAGGAGCAAAGGAAAUACACAAAAUGAUACAUGUAGUAAUAACAUAAAUGGGGAAGGUGGUGGUGAAAAUGAAAACUCAACGGAUGAAGUAAAUGAAAAAUUAUAUAAUGAAAAUAAAAUAUAUAUUAUGCCUAUGUCAUUUGUCGGGGGGGAAACAUCAUAUUCAAUAAUUGGUGUUUAUUACAUAAAAGAUUUAUUUACAACUGUUAGUGAAAAAAGUAAUUGCAAAAAUGAAGAUACCAUAAAUAACAAUGGAAGUAGCACAAUUCAAAAGAGAAGAUUGAUUAUACUUAAUUUUUUGAAGAAAUGGUUUAUCGUUGAAAAUAAAAAUGAUGAUAAUAUUUUAGAAAAAUUAAAUUAUGGUAAUAUAUAUCAAAUUGAAUAUGUCAAUAAGUACGAAAAGACAUAUUUUUUCCCAGCUAGAAAACAACCAUUAUAUAAUAUUAUUAAUACUAAAAGACAAAAAGCUAAGAAAAAAAAUAAUAUUGAAAUUAUUCUAGAUUUAAAAAAAUUCUGUGAUGUUAUAUUGAAUGUAGAAAAUUACAUUAAGUAUGGUAGUAGACCUAACAACUAUGAAAUGAAAAAUGUAGGUGCAACUGCUACUAUCAGAACUGAGGAUGAUGGAAAGAAAAAUUUUUCCCUAUUAAGGGAAAAACCAGAUAAAGAUCUUUCCCUGAAUAAUGCCCAAGAUAGUGAUGUAAAUACAAGAGUAUGUGGAGAAUGGAAAACGGAACAAGCCGCUUUUGUGCCCACGCCCCUUGUUAAUGCUGCUGUGUGUAGUGGCCCCCCGUCCACAGGUGCCUUAACGAAACAAGACCAGUUUCAGGAGAUUUACGAAAUUCUGUAUGACACGAAAAUUGUACCUGUAUCAAUUAAUAAAAAUUUUAAUAUACAGAAUCCAUACGCAGAUUAUUGUGCCCUACUACCCUUUUUAACAAAAGAUGAUUUUUUGCUCAUUCGAAAAUUACAGAGAAUUUAUAAAGAAAAAUACUUGAAGCAGUUGUAUAAACAUAUUAAGGAAAAUAAUUUAAAUAUGACUAUAUUUUUUAAUGCAGUUAAUUCUGUUUUCUUCACAAGUUGUGAUCAGUAG
This is a messenger RNA of Plasmodium malariae, 2517 nucleotides long. RefSeq names its product conserved Plasmodium protein, unknown function. The record is from RefSeq and is a predicted model, not a curated record. The transcript has a single exon. Lineage: Eukaryota; Apicomplexa; Aconoidasida; Haemosporida; Plasmodiidae. Bases 1 to 2517 code for a protein of 838 amino acids.